Rana temporaria (common frog) is the source of this 1434-nucleotide messenger RNA. It is a transcript of the gene UBAP1L, whose product is annotated as ubiquitin associated protein 1 like. Gene Ontology annotation, cellular component: ESCRT I complex. Gene Ontology annotation, biological process: ubiquitin-dependent protein catabolic process via the multivesicular body sorting pathway. The record is from RefSeq and is a predicted model, not a curated record. NCBI's taxonomy places the organism in Eukaryota, Metazoa, Chordata, Amphibia, Anura, Ranidae. Gene Ontology annotation, molecular function: ubiquitin binding. The transcript is spliced from 6 exons. The coding region runs from base 38 to 1387 and encodes 449 amino acids.
GUACUGAUCCCGACGACACUCAUUCUCUGCUUUGUAGAUGAUCUGUUUGCAGCAUCCAACAAGGAUACAUCGAGAGGCUUCACCCAUUGGAAUCCCCAGAGUAAUGAGUUACCUGGAUGACGUGCCAUUCAAAUUCUAUGAUGGAUUCAUACCUUUCUCCUCUUCCAGCGAUGGGACCCCUAACCUCUCAGACGUCAAUGUCCCAGACUGCAGUGAGAUAUUGAUGUGUACUCUGCACGAUUUCUCUGUAGAGAGGAAGGUCCUGGAUUGGGUAGAAAAAAUGUAUGGUCGAAAAACCUCCACGUCUAAUAUCCGGCCCACAGCUCCUUCAUACUGGAUGGUGCAUGAUGGAAAAGGGGGUCCUAAGACCAGACGUAACAGUCCCCAGAGACCUCCUGUGCCUAUGCGGAGGAGUAGAAGCCUAAGCAUACCCGAUGUCCACGUUAGUCGCCCACGAAGCAGCCGGGGAGCAGCAGAGAACACUGAAAACAAUGAAGGAACCUUUGAGGAAGAUGGUUACUCCGAGGAUGAUGAAUACUCUUCUUCAGAGGAAAGUGAGAUGGAAGCUCGGCAGAGAGAAGUCGAGGCUCGUUUGUGUAGAAGCCCUCAGCCCCAGUGGACUGCUAGGCCCCGUACUUCUCCCCUCCUGCCAAGCCCUCCACCCAAAUGCCGCUGCUCUCAUUCUGAAUCUCCACCAUCCCACGUUAAAAAGAGAAUGUCCUUGACCCCUCCACAUAGUUUUAGGGGUGAGGUGGAAGCAGCAAACAAGAGAAUUACAGCACUGGUUCAUCCCCAUAAGGGAAGCCCUGAAGGUAGAGGAUCUCCACCGGGCCAGCACCAGAGAAGCAGCCGUUGUGGAGCCACUUUGAGCCCAACGCCACCUCCAACUUCAACGUGUUGCUGUCCGAAGAGACCACACAGCGCUGGCUCCAUCCCACCAAUACGCUGCCACAAGCCCACCCACAUGUCUUUGAGCCCAUACUCCUGCCUUCCACCUACACGACAAAAUUACUCAGACUCCUCAGGGGAUGUUCUUCAAGCUCUUAGCCAAGAAGAGCAAGAUGUCAUUGAGGCUGUGACUUCCAUGGGAUACCCUGUGCGCAGAGCUUUGAUUGCACUCCAAAAAAUGGGAGGACAAAGCCUAGAACAGGUCUUGGGUUAUCUGGGAGCCACAGAUCGACUUUGUAAACUUGGAUAUGAGGAGGGCCUGGUGGAAGAGGCCAUGGAGAUGUUCCAAAACUCGGAGAUAAAGGCCGCUGAAUACCUCCGCCUCUUACUUCAGUUCCAUGACAUGGGAUUUCAGCAGGAGGACAUCAAGGAAGUUCUCCUAAUUUAUGACAAUCACAGAGAUCGAUCCCUGGAGGAACUCAUGAUGAGAGCACAGUGAAAGCAAAACAAGGUGUAGCCUAAGAGAGAAGUAUACCCGGGGGGGGG